Melampsora larici-populina 98AG31 is the source of this 693-nucleotide messenger RNA. RefSeq lists its product as uncharacterized. NCBI's taxonomy places the organism in Eukaryota, Fungi, Basidiomycota, Pucciniomycetes, Pucciniales, Melampsoraceae. The coding region runs from base 1 to 693 and encodes 230 amino acids. The transcript has a single exon. The record is from RefSeq and is a predicted model, not a curated record.
AUGUCAUCACAUCCAUAUAACACAAGACUGAGCGCCCGGAAGCGAAUGUUGGGGGAACUACAAGAUGAUACAGUCGAGGGUUCACCUACUCGUGCUACGCAAGGCCGAACGAAGCGACGUAGGAAGAACUUAUCAGCAAAGAACAAGUGCUCUUCUAUGCCAGGAUCAGAUCUAGCCUCUCGAUGCGCGUUCAGCCCGGACGUAGCAAGUAUUACAACCAGCUCUGAAGUUCACCAAAGUCAAUUCAUCUCAUCAGGAGCCGCACCAAAGAUACCCUCUGAGUGGCCAUCACCAUCUCGAAUCGACGUUUUCGAAUCCAAGAAACUAAAGUCAAUUGAAGUAUCUAAUGGUCUACAAUCCCAAAAUGAUCCAAGAGAACAUUGGGAUCCAGCCCUACGAAGUCCUCAGAUUAACCAUCUCAAUAACACAACAAAAAGUCCUCAAAACGGAUCAAGAGAUCUUCCUGAAUGUGAUACAGAAAGUUCAUCGUCUUUUGAUGCUAGUAUACUUAUUCCUGCACCAUCACCUGAUCAGCUUGAAAACUCUCUGGUAGGAACAGAUCAAGAAACUGAAGAACAAAGUUUGAUAUCUAGAGAUGAAGAAUCUAAUGUAGAACUUAAUCAAGAUGAUCAUCAAGAAGAAGAAUCAACAAGCUCUUCGUUGAAUAGGUUUUGGCGUUUCUUUUUCUUUUAA